AUGUCGUUCCUCUACCCUAGACAAGAUACCCUCAAGGGAUGCUUUGCGUCCCCUUUUGGCAGCCGUCCUAGCAAGGCAGCGGACACCACGGCCAUGGCGAAACCUACGCGCUACCAGGCCCGCCCCGAGUUCUAUGGCGCAUUCUCCACCGUUGACGACGUCAAGGGCAAGGCGAAGCAGCUCAGCGCCGAGGCCACGGCCGAGUUUGAGAAGGCCAGCGCCAAGGCCCAGUCUGCGGCUGGCGGCAAGAUUGAGCUGUACUCUGGAAAGUACUAUGUUGCGUGCACCGUCGGUGGCCUCAUGGCCUGCGGCUUGACGCAUACCGCCGUCACUCCUCUGGACCUUGUCAAAGUGAGAAGACAAAUCGACUCGAAGCUGUACCGCGGAAACUUCCAGGCUUGGGGAAUGAUCUUCCGAAAGGAGGGUCUCCGCGGCAUCAUGACCGGCUGGGGCCCGACUUUCUGGGGCUACUCCGCCCAGGGAGCUUGCAAGUACGGAUUCUACGAAUACUUCAAAAAGACCUACGCCGACCUCGCGGGCCCCGACAACGCCAAAAAGUACCAGACGAUUCUCUUCCUCUCCGCCUCAGCCUCCGCCGAAUUCCUCGCCGACAUCGCUCUGUGCCCCUUUGAGGCUGUCAAGGUCCGCAUGCAGGGUGGUAUCCCGUCCCCCUAUAAGGGCACUCUCGACGGCAUCAGCAAGGUCACGGCUAAGGAAGGGUGGGGAGGCCUCUACAAGGGCCUGUACCCGCUCUGGGGCCGACAGAUCCCCUACACCAUGAUGAAGUUCGCCUCCUUCGAGACCAUUGUCGAGAUGAUGUACGCCCGCCUCCCGGGUCAAAAGUCUGACUACAGCAAGGCCGCCCAGACGGGCGUGUCGUUUGUCAGCGGUUACCUGGCAGGUAUCCUCUGCGCCAUCGUCUCCCACCCAGCCGAUGUCAUGGUCAGCAAGCUCAACGCGAACCGCGCGCAGGGCGAGGCGUUUGGUGCGGCCAUGGGCAGGAUCUACAAAGACAUUGGAUUCUCUGGCCUCUGGAACGGUCUGCCUGUCCGUAUCGUCAUGAUUGGUACCCUGACCGGCCUGCAGUGGAUGAUCUACGACUACUUUAAGAUCUUCAUGGGCUUCCCCACCACCGGAGGAGCAGCUCCCCCCGCCGAGAAGAAGUAA
Molecule: messenger RNA, 1167 nt
Organism: Colletotrichum paranaense
Lineage: Eukaryota; Fungi; Ascomycota; Sordariomycetes; Glomerellales; Glomerellaceae
Exons: 4
Coding region: 1-1167 (388 amino acids)
Biological process (GO): mitochondrial phosphate ion transmembrane transport
Cellular component (GO): mitochondrial inner membrane
Molecular function (GO): phosphate transmembrane transporter activity
Source: RefSeq, a predicted model, not a curated record